Molecule: messenger RNA, 267 nt
Organism: Puccinia graminis f. sp. tritici CRL 75-36-700-3
Lineage: Eukaryota; Fungi; Basidiomycota; Pucciniomycetes; Pucciniales; Pucciniaceae
Exons: 2
Coding region: 1-267 (88 amino acids)
Source: RefSeq, a predicted model, not a curated record
AUGGUGGUAUAUGGUGGUGGCUGUCCAGCCGCCUUCCGAACCAAUUUGGGUUCCAAAGACGACUUGAAAACCAAAGGUGGUUUUCAGGCCGCCUUGAAAACCGAAGGUGGUAUUCAGGCCGCCUUGAAAACCGAGGAGGCAGCUUCAAAACCGAGGCUGGUUUUCAAGGCGGCCCGACAACCACCUUUGGUUUUCAAGUCGUCUUCCAAACCCAAAUUGGUUCGGAAGACGGCUUGGAAACCGAAGGUGGUUUUUGGGCCGCCUUGA